This is a messenger RNA of Aphanomyces astaci, 1533 nucleotides long. RefSeq lists its product as hypothetical. Gene Ontology annotation, cellular component: vacuolar membrane. The record is from RefSeq and is a predicted model, not a curated record. Gene Ontology annotation, biological process: amino acid transmembrane transport. Gene Ontology annotation, molecular function: amino acid transmembrane transporter activity. Lineage: Eukaryota; Oomycota; Saprolegniomycetes; Saprolegniales; Verrucalvaceae. The transcript has a single exon. The annotation marks the transcript as partial.
CAUGUUCUCACUCCACCUGCCCAGCAAGCAAGACGUGCUUGUGAUCAUCCACUUGGCGGCAUGCGUGUGCGGAGUUGGGUCGCUUUCGAUGCCGUACAUCUUUGCGCAAGCUGGCCCGACCUACUCGACGAUGGCGUUUGUUCUCAACUGCUUUUUCAACACGUACGCCACAGUCGCUCUGUCACAUUGUUUUCUAAAGCUCCGCCAUGUGCCCCAUAUUCACACGUACACGGACUUGGCCGUCCACUUGUGGGGCCAGAAAGGCGCGUAUGUCGUGCAAGCCACCCAACUGGCGUCGUGCUUUCUCCUUCCCGUGGCUUUCCUCGUACUCGGCGGGACCACGCUCCUUCCCGUCAUCUUUGACGGCGCCAUCGACAUCUCCACCACCGUCUGGAUCAUCCUUAUGGCGGUGGUGCUGCUGCCCAUCAUCUACAUCCGCGUCCUGCAUGAAGCGUACAUUGUGUUGAUCACUGGCGCAUUGGCAACCAUCAUCGGCGACAUCAUUGCCACCAUCGAUGCCUAUGUUGCCCACGGGGACGAGUUGUAUGAGCCUACAGACAACAUUCGGGUCACGCAUGUCCUCGACACGUUCGGAUCGUUUGCGCUGGCAUAUGGGGCGGCGGUGGUCGUGCCCCAACUACAGCACCACCACCCCCAGCCAGAGAAGAUGCCCACAGCGUUAGUCUACGGUAUGCUGCUCAUUUCGGGGUUCUACGUGACGCUGGGGGCCCUCGGGUACGCCCACUUUGGCUGUGCCUCGCCCAGCAACCUCCUCUUGGCCAUGACCCACACAUCGCAGCGCCGCCGCGCCGCGUACAUUGCCAUGCAAAUGCACAUUUCCAUCGCGUUCGCCGUGUUCUUGAACCCGUUCUUCGUUACGGUGGAAAAGACGUUGUUCCCAAUCUCCGCCGCCAAGGACGACGCCGCUGAUGCUCGGGACCGAGAUUUCGCCCAGAUUGAAACCCCCAAAGUCGUGCCCGGUCUAGAUGAUGCCCAAACCUCUGCAGAAGGGGCUAAGUACAGCGAAACCGUGCGCCGGUACAUCUUUCGGACGCUGAUCGUGGCGAGCCAGUGCUUCUUGGCCAUGCUCACCCAGAGCUCGUUCUCGGACGUGGCCGACUUGGCUGGCGCUUCUGUCAUGAACUUUUGCUCCGUGACUUUGCCCUUGAUGCUGUACUACAAGCUGUUCAAGGCCGAGAUGAGCAAACCCCACAAGAUCUUGUGCUGGUUCGUCAUCGUCGCAUCCAUCAUUUUGGGGACGUACUCGACCAUCCAGGCAAUAGGCCGCAUCUUCACCAACGCGUCCAAGUACACCUUGUUUGCGUCGACUCCCCCAUCGAAGCGGACAGAGUACGCGUACUGCCCCGCCGGAUACACAGACCGAAAGGCCCAGUGGCUCGACUCGUUCUCGUUGUACUAUUAGACCUGUACCGAUUACUCUUAGUAUCGGAUAUCUGUACCCAACCCCUCUUUCAUUGGAUAAUCCAACCUAUUAAACCUGUUUCAUUGGAUAAGCCAAUAACUGAUAUUUUU